Molecule: messenger RNA, 441 nt
Organism: Bipolaris maydis ATCC 48331
Lineage: Eukaryota; Fungi; Ascomycota; Dothideomycetes; Pleosporales; Pleosporaceae
Source: RefSeq, a predicted model, not a curated record
AUGGCCGUACUAGAGCAGACUGGUCUAGCUAAACACAUUGUCAAUCUUUCGGCGCUUACUAUGGUACUAGCACAUUAUACUCCCAUACAUAUCUCGCAUUCCAGAAAACGAGGCGUCAGUCUUCCGAAAAUGAUCAUCGACCUGAACAAGAUUUUGCUUCUCCUAGCUGCUGUUGGGACGAUAAGCGCCAGUGAAGGCUUUGAGAAGCGUGUAAAGCGUGUAGGAACACCAGUGUCAAUACCAGAGCCAGCACGAGUACAGGCUGGAGAUGCGGAAGAGUCUAUAAAGACCACGCCCCCCGUAUACUUUCUCUGCGACCCUGUUAGGCAGAUAUGCGGCAAUGGUGGCCUCGUCACGUACAGAUGCUUGACAACUUGUAAUUCUUGGCAUGGUUGCGAACCCAACAUCGGCGAAGGAACAGCCUACUGCGGCGGCGAUUGA